AAUACAUACCUCGUGAGGAGCGGGAAAAACGUCUCAGACAAUGGGCCAUCGAUUAUGGUGAGGACCCCGAUAAAUUUAUGACAAUAUACCGAGAUAGAAUAAUGUCCGAUGCAGAUAUAAUAGACUUUGCACGAGAUCAAAACCUCGAUCCAGAAGAAUUGAUGGAUAUGUCCAGACGUGAGCGGUUGAUAAGUGAAGAUAUAUAUCUACGUGAAUGGGAGGACGAGGGUAUCCCUCGAUCAUAUGUCUAUAAUGGGUAA
Molecule: messenger RNA, 260 nt
Organism: Paraglomus occultum
Lineage: Eukaryota; Fungi; Glomeromycota; Glomeromycetes; Paraglomerales; Paraglomeraceae
Source: the annotation of a GenBank genome assembly